AUGGCUGAAGCAGAAGCAGCCCAACCAAGGAGUGCAGAACCCCAGCAAGCUGAAGCUAUAAAAGACGCCACUCCUAUUCCAUUUCCACACCUUGCUAAGAAGCCUAGAAAGCAAAUGGAACUAGAUCCCAAAAUGGGACUCACGUUUCCCAUUGACUUUUAUAUCCUGGAGAUGCCCCAAAAUGACUCAAGGAGACCUUCGUCAAUCCUGCUUGGUAGACCGUUUUUGAAGACUUCAAAAUUCAAGCUGGAUGCCUUUUCGGGUACCUAUUCCUUUGAGGUAGAUGGCAGAAUAGUGAGCUUCAAUCUAGAUGAAGCUGUGAAGCAUCCCCCAGAAGAUCACUCCAUAUUCCAAUGUGACAUCAUUGAUGAGAUUAUAGCUGCAACUCACCAGAAAGAAAUGGAAGAGAGUCACAUGGAGCAAGACCCAAGUGUGGGGACACCCUCUGAACAUACUGAUGAUUCAUCACCAUUUUCGCCAGGGCCAGAGAAUCCAGAACCGAAUCAUGAGCGGAAAAUGGAAUUAAAGCCCCUUCCUCCACACCUCAAGUAUGCAUACCUUGAGGACAAGCAGAAGUUUCCAGUUAUCAUUGCAAGGGAGCUCACUUCCCACCAAGAAGAACAACUACUUAGUGUGUUGAGGACGCAUAAGAAAGCAGUAUCUGAUGUAGCCCCUUGGAGACUAACAGGUUUACUGAAGAGGCACGGGAUCAUUCAUAAAGUAUCAAUAGCCUAUCACCCCCAGACUAAUGGGCAAGCAGAGGUAUCUAACAGAGAGAUAAAGCGCAUACUGCAAAAGGUAGUCAAGCCUCAUAGAAAGGACUGGAGCACUAGGCUCCAAGACGCGCUUUAG
Messenger RNA from Arachis stenosperma, 852 nucleotides. RefSeq lists its product as uncharacterized. The transcript has 4 exons. Gene Ontology annotation, molecular function: nucleic acid binding. Bases 1 to 852 code for a protein of 283 amino acids. The record is from RefSeq and is a predicted model, not a curated record. Lineage: Eukaryota; Viridiplantae; Streptophyta; Magnoliopsida; Fabales; Fabaceae.